AUGACAAUGGCGGGUAACAAUUCUGAAGCCAGCUUCAAGAACAAUGGUCACACUAUUCCCAAAGGUGGUAAUAACGGUAGUCGGCUCACUUUGAAUAAUGAACUGUCAGGGCCGGGUCUACUUAGAAUUGGGAGAUUCAAAUUCCGAGCAAAGACGGAUGAUCUACCACAAGAUUGGUGGGUUGCAUCAACCGCAUUCCCUCUCAUCGCUGCCACAAUUGGACCCUUGGCAAAUGUUUUGUCAAUUUCCGCUCUAGUUACAAAAUGGAGGGCUGAUCUACCUGAUGAUGGACAAUUGCCAUUUGGUGCUGAUGAAAAUGGCGUUGGCAUACCUGAUCCACAAUGGGAAAUCAUCCUAAAUGCUAUUUCUCUUGGAUGUGGGUUUGCCGGCAAUCUUUUCUUGCUCCUGAACUUUAUGCGCAGGGUCAGGUAUAUCGUUGCAUUACCUCUAUCGAUAAUCUUCUGGUACUUGUCUACUGGCAUCCUUAUUGGUAUCUUGUUAGCUAUGAACGAGUACGUCCCACCAAUUCGUCCUGGUCAAACUUGGUCUCAGGGAUUCUGGUCCGCAGUCAUGGCAGCUUCAUUAUAUCUCGUAGGAUCAAUGGUUCUCAUGGUCAAUAUGCUUGGCUAUUUCCUUGGUCAUUACCCACAACAUUUUGAACUCGAUGACGAUCAAAGAACUUUGAUCUUACAAACCAUGAUGUUCUUUAUAUGGUUAGCUGGUGGAGCUGGAGUUUAUCAAACAGUCUGUGGAUUUCAGUACGCUGAUGCUCUCUAUUUCUGUGAUGUCACAAUAUUGACGGUCGGUUUCGGGGACUUCGUACCUAAUAACAGUCUUGGUCGAGGGCUACUUUUUCCAUAUGCUGUCAUUGGCAUCAUCUUCCUUGGUCUUAUGAUCAAUAGUUUACGCAAGUUCGCUUCCGGUAUGUCACAGGACAAGAUUGUCAAGCAUCAUGCAAUGCGUCAACAACAGGAAACCUUUGGCCGUUCAGUCACGAAUGAGAAAGAGAUUCGGGACCGUCUCGGCUUACCUCCCAAAUCUGACAUACGUCACCGUAGUGCAGUUGGAGAUUCUUCCGGAGCUUCCGGUUCAGGCUUGAUGCGUCGUCCUUCGCUAGACCAGUAUGGUCAUUUUGAUAUUCAAGGCCAAAACAUCACUUUUCAUCAAAAGAGAGUCUAUUCCUCUGGUGGUCGAGGGGGAGCGGCGGGGCUGACACAUAAUUCACUCAUUCCUCUUAGUCGUGACGCUAAGCUUCAUAAACAUGCCGAAAACAAAUCUCCCCGAAUAAAGCAUGCUAAGCGUCGAGAGAAACUAAUUCUACUCAGAGAAGAAAAGGAUCGUUUUGAUGCUAUGCGUCAGAUUCAAACUAAUGUACGAAAAUUCAAGCAGUACUACGCACUAUCAAUGUCUAUUUUUGCCUUCUCAAUUCUUUGGUGCGGAGGUGCCACUGUUUUCUGGAGAGCCGAAAAGCGUGAGCAAGACUUAACAUACUUUCAGGCUUUGUACUUUUGCUAUGUUUCUCUUUUAACUAUUGGUUAUGGCGAUUUUGCACCAAAAUCCAAUGCUGGGAAACCCUUCUUUGUCGUUUGGUCUUUGAUUGCAAUACCUACAAUGACGAUUCUCAUUUCAGAUAUGAGUUCUACUGUUAUAGCAGCCAUUAAUCGUGGCACAUUUACAUUAGCUGAUUGGACGAUUAUGCCUAAAGCAGGAGUCUGGCAUGAUUUUCUCAUGAAUCAUCCAAGAAUACAUGCAUGGUUAUCGAAAAAGACAGACGAAAGAGAAGCUAAAAAGCGCAUUCGUCGCGGGUUCGAUGUGCAAAAUCCGGAUGAUAGACAAAUACCUAUAAUUGACGACGUCGAUCCGGAUCCGGAAUCCUCUCUGGGCCAGGUUGUUGAGGAAAUUGAGGAACCUCCAGAACAUACCGAACAUGAUCUAGCCCGAAAAUUAGCGACAGCUAUCAAACGCGUCGCGAACGAUCUACGAGCUGAUAAACCAAAGAAAUAUAGUUAUGAGGAAUGGGUGGAGUUUACUCGCUUAAUCAGAUUCAGCACGCAUAAUGCGAAGGAAGUCGAGGAGGAAGAGGAAGAUGAGGGAUUGGUCGAAUGGGAUUGGAUUGGUGAGGAUAGUCCAAUGUUAGCGGAUGUUAGCGAGAGUGAAUGGGUAUUGGAUCGGCUAUGUGAGAGCUUGAAUAGGUAUACGAGACGACAGGGAAAAAUUACGAGAAGGCAACAGGCAGAGAUGGAUAGGAUAGAGGAGAGCGAGAAAAAACAUCUUCAUAGGAAGGCGAAGCACAAUUUGCAUUAUCCUGCACAUCCCGGACCGAGAACUCCAAGUCCAGAAUUGAAAAGGGGGUCGGGGCAGAGCGGAGGCGGAGAUAGUUCGAAUUGGAAAGGUGGCUCGGUUGAUAGUAAGGAUGAGGAUGCGAAUGAUGAUGGAGAUGAAGGGGUAAAACGGCAUGUUGUCUUUAUUGAUGAUGCUGGUGAUAAAGAAACAAAAAGUCAGAUAUCACCGAGUAGUAGCGGGGAGGGAAAUGGGGGUGGGAGUGGGAGUGAAUCUCUCGCGACCCCAACCUCGGAUGUUCUUAGAAGUAGCAACAGAGAUUGA
Molecule: messenger RNA, 2604 nt
Organism: Botrytis byssoidea
Lineage: Eukaryota; Fungi; Ascomycota; Leotiomycetes; Helotiales; Sclerotiniaceae
Exons: 4
Coding region: 1-2604 (867 amino acids)
Biological process (GO): stabilization of membrane potential; potassium ion transmembrane transport
Cellular component (GO): membrane
Molecular function (GO): potassium ion leak channel activity
Source: RefSeq, a predicted model, not a curated record